This is a messenger RNA of Macrobrachium nipponense, 2618 nucleotides long. RefSeq names its product monocarboxylate transporter 2-like. Gene Ontology annotation, cellular component: membrane. Gene Ontology annotation, biological process: transmembrane transport. The record is from RefSeq and is a predicted model, not a curated record. The transcript is spliced from 6 exons. Gene Ontology annotation, molecular function: monocarboxylic acid transmembrane transporter activity. Bases 487 to 2283 code for a protein of 598 amino acids. NCBI's taxonomy places the organism in Eukaryota, Metazoa, Arthropoda, Malacostraca, Decapoda, Palaemonidae.
UGUUCAUCGUGAAUGUUCAAGAUCAGUGAUCAAUAUUUUUUUUUUUACAAGAAAAGAAGUGUUUCUUAGGUAUAUUGUGCACAUAUAAAAAUAUCGACACUGGAAUACGCAAGUUUUUUUUUUUUUUUUUUUUUUUUUUUUCCUAGAAUGUAUGUCGGACAUCGGGUAGGUUCAAUUGAAGAGCUAAAGAGAACAAAUGCUUCAAAUCAACCUAUGUGUAAGAGCAUGUUGGUGACGGAUGGAAAAACUGAACUUGAUUUUCAUUCGAAGGAAACGUCCUUUAAGGUAAAAACCCACCAGAAAUCAGAGGACCUCACCGACUGAACACCAUUCACCAAUACUUGAUUCGUUUACCUUCAAUGGAAAGAAAAAACAGAAUUCAUUAAUGAAAUAACGCAAGUUCGGACAUCAGUGAUGAACGUUUUCAAACCGAAGUGUCCUUAGCUUAAUACUACGCUAUUCUUUCAAGAUCUUUGCAUAGAUUUCAUGGCAAAAUACCAAGACCAAGCCGUCUGUGUGAAUCGUGAAGCCUUGAACAACUGUUUACCAAAGUCGAUACUCCACCUCCACCAAAGCUCCAACAUCCGCCAGUUAAAGAUGGAGUCAGAGAUAAUGCAUCCAGAGCACGAGGAAGAGGAACCUCGCAGCCCGAGUGUUCAGACAGCUUCCGAAAAAUUAGAGCUUCUGCCUCAUUCGAAGAGUCGUGCGAUUGUUACCAAGAGUCCCAGAGUGGAUGGUGAAACUGAUGGUGACGAUGACGUGAGAAUUCAAUCGACAGGAAUAAAAAAGGACGCAGAUCCAGAUUGCAAGCACAGCGAAGGAAGUUUGAGUGCGUCCGACAAAGGUGUCAGGAGAGAGGAGCCAAAAUCGAGCGGAAAGGAACCAGACGCUGAAGAAGCGGAGGAAGACGACGACAGACUUCCAGAUGGAGGAUGGGGCUGGGUGGUCGUCUUUGGAGCUUCUCUUAUCUUAGUCUUGGUUGAUACGAUGGGCCAAUGCUUUGGUAUCAUUUUUUCUACAUUUUUAUUACACCUGGAAACCACGACAGCUAUGACAGCUUGGAUCUUCAACUUGUUUAGCUUCAUCUGGUGCAUGACAGGGCCUCCCCUGGGAGCACUCAUCAACGAAUUUGGUUGGAGACCGUUGACUUUCGUGGGCUCCUUUUUGCUCACCAUUGCAACGGUUACCUCAGCCUUUGUUUCUGCUGCCUGGGUCCUCUUUUUCACCUACUCUUUAUUAGCUGGUAUAGGAUGUGGAAUCAUAUCUAACAUCAGUUACAUGAUUGUGCCUCACUACUUCAAGAAAAGGAGAGGUUUAGCCAAUGGUAUCAUAAUGGCGUGGGAUUGUGGGGGACAGUUAAUAGGGCCCCCUCUUAUUGGGAUGCUGCAGGACGAGUAUAGCUUCAAAGGCGCCACCCUCAUAGUUGGAGGGGUCAUACUUAACUCGUGCAUUGGUGCCGCUGUCUUCCACCCAGUCGAGUGGCACAAACGACCCAAAACUCCGAAGAUUCACGGAACAGAUAACACUGCACAUUUGAUCAAGAAUCCAGUGGAAGCAAUGCCACGAAAGAAAACUCCUGAGAGCAUCAGGACGAUUAUGAUGCGGCUUGUGAAAUCCACAGUAAAAGACCUUGGCAUACUAAAGUCUUUGAAAGCAAUCAUCAUCUCCAUCGGCGUCACGGUUAUUUUCAACGGUUACCUGAAUUUCUUGGCUUUCGUGCCAUUUGCCAUGCAGGAGGCUGGCUACACCCUCGGGGAAGCUGCUCAAUGUGUUUCGAUAUCUGCCAUUUGCAACAUGGUGACCAGAGUAAUUGUUGCAACGUUAUCAGACAGCAAAAAGUUUAAUUUUCAGAUCAGCAUGAUGGUUGGUAGUAUGACCAUCUCUACAACUAUGAUUUGCUUCACUCUUACAGAGGAUCUAACCACAAUAAAGGUCAUAAUGGGGAUUUGGGGCUGUGGUGUUGGCACCUUUAUGAGUAUUUUCAGUCUCACUAUGGUUCAUUACAUGGGGUUGGAGAACUUCACAUCUAUGUUGGGAGCCUCUAUGCUGUGUAUUGCCUUCGGCUAUCUUACAAUCGGACCUUUUGCAGGUUACGUUAAGGAUGCCAGCCAGAGCUACUCCGCCUGCAUCUGGGUUCUCUCCGGCAUCGUCUUUGUGGCUUUCAUUUCGUGGAUAUUCAUGCCGGCUGCUGUGGCCUACGACCUGAGACGCGAACAGAGGAAGAAUGAAGAAAGGCUAGAAAUAGAAGAGAAGGGAAAUAUGCUCAGCUCUGAAGCGAUAUAGGUUGAAAUUUUGUAUUGUCUUUCAAUUGUCCCAAACAGUCAGCAAAAAUUUGGACAGUCAUUUUACUUAACGAUUUUAUUUAAUGGAUAUUUGAAAUAUUUACAUUUGAUGUGCUGAAGUUGAAACACUUUGCUAUUGUUUGGAAGAAUGAAGAAAGGCUCAAAAUAGAAGAGAAGGGAAAUAUGCUCAGCUCUGAAAUUUGUAUUUUCUUUUCAUUGUCCCAAACGCUCAGGGAUUAAAAUACUGCAAAAACUUGGAUAGUGAUUUUACUUCAAGAGUUUUUUCAAAUAUAUAAUAAGGUAAUAUACUGACAUAUAAUGCGCUCAGGUCAAAAA